GAAAAGUUAAAGAGGAGAUGAAUUUACCGGUUAAGGUUGAAUUAUCCCCUCAUACUUUAAGAAGAUGUUUUGCUACUUAUCAGGCUAUUUCGGGAAUGCCUUUGCCGGUGUUGCAAAAAGUUUUGGGACAUAGUAAAAUCUCUACUACUGCUUUAUAUAUUCGGGAUGGAGAUUUAAGUAAUUUAGUGAAGUUUAGGCCAGUCUAA
Ambispora leptoticha is the source of this 206-nucleotide messenger RNA. The record is from the annotation of a GenBank genome assembly. Lineage: Eukaryota; Fungi; Glomeromycota; Glomeromycetes; Archaeosporales; Ambisporaceae.